Temnothorax curvispinosus is the source of this 7882-nucleotide messenger RNA. Its product is annotated as basement membrane-specific heparan sulfate proteoglycan core protein-like. Lineage: Eukaryota; Metazoa; Arthropoda; Insecta; Hymenoptera; Formicidae. Gene Ontology annotation, biological process: synapse organization. The record is from RefSeq and is a predicted model, not a curated record. Gene Ontology annotation, cellular component: neuron projection membrane. The transcript is spliced from 8 exons. Bases 3508 to 4443 code for a protein of 311 amino acids.
UCAGCAUCACUCGUGGUGGUUUCGCGCGCGCAUCCGCCGCUAAAGUGAGACCACUUUUCAAGGAAAAAAAAUCGAGAUUCCGUCCGGUUUUCGACGCGAUCGACUAAUUUCAUCCCCCGUCGUCGCGUCGCCGCGUUCGACCGACGCGAUUAAAAAUUCUGGACGGCGAUCGUCGAGGCGCGUUGAUCGAAAAGUUGCCGCAAAAAAAUCAUAAGAAGUGCAUUUUAACGAGAGGGAGACGAAAUGAAACCCGCGAAAAUGAAUCACGGGUGAUCGACAAGCGCGAGUGAGUGACCGUAUGUAAUCGCGGAUCUAUCGAUCGCUUACAGAUCCCGCGUCCCCAACAAGUGAGCCGCGUGUGCGAUUUAGGAAGGGUAGAUUCUCUCCGCUUUGGAUCUCAACUUGACACGUUUGUUUACCGCUCGUCGAGCAACCUGUUUUCUUAUCGCGCGCGCCUCGCGAGUUCCGUCGAUCUGAGUGCUCUCGGGAACGGUGAAAUGUAUUCCCGGGAAUGCUGGGAUUUUCGCGGCGAGAUCGCAGGGCGAUCGAGAAAUCCCGGUCGACGUAGAGAAAACGCUUGAAUUCCUGGAGACUAAGAGUGCAUCGCUGUGCGGCAUCUCUCCUGUGGGGCGAAAAAAGAAGAAACGUUACGUGAUUCGCGGAGAAUUUGUAGGAGAAUUUUAGGAGAAAUUCGUUUCGCGGAAUAACUGUCUCAAAAUGUGGUCGAGAUGCUCGAGGCGCCCGAGUGAUUCGGAAUAAAUUCGAUUUUGCGGGCGGCGAGAUGAUAGUUGAAGUGAUACCAUGAAACACAUUCAGUGAAAUCCGGAUUAAAAUGCUCUCACUUGUGCGAGUUUCGCCUGUACAAAAUUGUUACGCAAGUACGAGUGGAACAUUGCAGCGUAUCUCUGGUGUUUAAACCGGACGCAAAAUUCGCGAGGGGAAAAUAUAACCGCGGAAUAUAUUCGAAGUGAUCCGAGGUGAUCGAGCGGAAAGUUUCUCGCGUUUUGAACGUGAUAAACUUUAUGCGAUUUUUAGGGGAAAAAUACGCUUUGGAUGCCUGUGAGAUUCGAAAUUGCUUGAAUUUGAAUUCGGGCGAGAGACGACGAGCCACGUUCGAUAUCAACAGAGAGAUAUUUCUGCGGCGGUGCGUAAAUGUGUCAGCAAAAAUCCGCAUUAAAACUUGGGCGUCAGGCUCUUCCCGAUACCGAUAAGCUUCGCACGAGCGCGAAUUCUCUGGUUUUAAGUGGCACUUGAUCGCCGAGGGCUCGCCACUGCGAAUUCUCACCUCAAAGUGGGCGCGAACUUUCGGGCUCCGCCGCAUCAAAAUAUAUAGUUUUUAUUUUUUAGUGACACGUACGCAUGUUGAUAGAACUCUGCAUUCGGACAUUCAAUUUUUACUGGGAGAGUAAACAGAAGGUAAAAUAAAUACAAUAAAAUCAAAGCUUUAGCAAGUUAAGAGAGCUAAAGAGCGAUUUUUAGCUGCGAUCAAGCGCAUAGUUUAAAUUCAUGUAUAUAACUAUAGAGAUAUAUUAAAAUUUGAGAAUCAAAGGCGCUUGAAAAAGGCGUACUUAAUUUUUCGUAAAGAAUGAUAAAGUUUAAGAAUUAUAGGCUGUGUCGGAGAGACAUACGUAAUCAAGCGAAGUCUAAAUCAUAUUGAAAUUUAAAAGGAUCAGCGAGUUCCGAAACGCUUCAGUUUCCGAUCCACUCUCAAAGCGUAAAGGAUGCCGUGCUCUUCGGGCUACCGCAUUAUUCCGCGUGCGAAUUCUUGAGGAUCUAUUGGUCAGUGCGGGCAUAGUUCGUCCCGGGCGAAGUUACGGGGAAGUGAGCAAAGAAAAUACGGUCGUUUGACGUCAUGCACGAGUGAGAUGCCGAUGAUGCCGCGAGAGGAGAACAAUUUUCAGCGGAUGACGCGGUAAUCGUGAAUAUAUUCCUUGCGAGUGACGAGACAAAAUUCGUGAGAAACGUCGUGACGUGCGAGAAGCUCCGCAGUAAAAAGCCCGCGGCUCGCGAAUACGUUCUCGGAGUGCUUUAAGCGUUCGUAGAAACGUGAAAAUAACAAUGUCAUUCAUCCGAAUGUACGGUGACGUUUGGAACAAAAGCGCGUGUGAACUGUAAAAAUAUCGCAAUAACAGUAACGUCGCGCGCGCGCUGCUCCCUUACGUGACCGAGAACGGGCGUGUUCUCGAAAACGAUUACGCGAAGUGCCCGGCGAAAAAGUACUCGUGAGACUAAAGCUCCGACUGACCAUUUGAUGUACCCUCCGCCGUGCAAUUGCAGUUUUCGGUUUAAAGUGUUGUGCGAGAGACGCAAAGAUAACAGUAACGAUUGACAUUAGAGCGCCUUUCUCGUCGCCAAUGUCUUUCGCACAGGCAUGAACUUUCGGUAUAAAGUGCAAUCGUGAUUAUCCCGCAGAACUUUUUAUCGCGUGUUUUAUCAACGUAAUUAGCCGCUCUUUGAGAUCGGAAUACGUCGGGAUAAAAAUUACGGCAUUGUGUUAUUACCUAAAUUGUUACACGAGUACGGAACGUAUAUGAGAAACGUCACGGAGUUACGCAAUUAGGCGAUUAGGCGAAAAAUAUCGUGAACGUAGCAAAAGUAAAACAGAGAUUACGUUGCGCAAUUAGUGCUGAACACGGUUCGAGAUAAAAAGAAAAGUUGUAAAAAAAUCGUCCAAAAUACGGAAUCACGUUUUGCGUAUCUUGAAAUAAUAUUGUGCACGGUGAAUGAAAAAGAAAAAGGAAUAUCGAAAGUAAAGUUCGUUUCUUCCGCGAUCGAUAGUCGUCAACUGAUAAAAUCAUAAUACACGAUAUGCGCGACCGACUGUAACAAUAUUGACAUUGCCAACGAGUGAAACUCUCUUCUCGUCAUCGUCGAUUACAUACUUUUCGGCGUAUACGUGAAAAGCUGCCAGCCGCGGACGGGAAAGUGUUGACGCGGUGCGUUCUAUUAAUUUUCCAUUGCGACACAAAGUUUCCCGCGAGUUAAAGUCGAAAUUGGAGCAACGCGACAGCUGCAUGUUGUGAGAGAAGAUCGCACGCGACAUCGCCGGAGGAAAAUAAAAUAUGUAUGUGGGUAAAAGUGUCGGUUGUAAGCUCGACGAAAACGCCGCGGAAUUUCUUUAAUAAAUCGCUAUCGUCCGCGCGCGCGAGAAACAUCGUAUCGUGUGUUCUCGAGCGGAGAACUAUUAAACACUCUUGAGUGUCGAGAAUUGUUGCGACUCGAGAUCCGUAACUGUUGCCUCGGAAAUCGAUUCGUUCUCGUAAGAGAUCGAAGAGUGUCGAGCAAAAGCUUGUGCUGGAAGCGGUUGGAUACUUCGUAGCAAGUGCUUCAAGGAGUUGUCCCUUUUUGGUUGCGUUACUCGUCCACCCGACUCAAUUUCGUGCCAUUGUCUUCCGAUCGUUCGAUUCGGUGUUUCUCGUGACAAGCGAUUCCUUCAAUAGUGUAUAUACUUCGGAGAGAAGAGGAGCGCGACUUGUCCGAAGGAUUUCCAUGGAAUAGCUACUCACGAUGACCAGUAUGAAAUUUUUUCGCGUCAUCUUGGCGCUCUUGGGAGGCACGCACGUUUUGUGCUCACAACCAUCGGCGUCUCCAACUGUGAAAACCGGUGGUUCCAGUAUCGCCAGCGUGGUAGCAGGGAGCAAGCCGACGAGAUCCUGGGACAAACCUCAAUUCGACGAUAUUGCACCGCGAAACGUCACUGCCAUCGUCGGUCAGACGGCGGAGCUGAAUUGUUACGUCAAGCAUCCGGGCGACCGUGUGAUCUCCUGGAUACGUAAGAGGGAUUUGCAUAUCCUGACGUCAUCGACCCUCGCUUACACGGGGGACGCAAGAUUUUCCGUUAAGCACCCUGAAUCAUCCGACGAAUGGACGCUGAGGAUCGAGUACGUUCAACCACGGGACGCCGGGGUUUAUGAAUGCCAGGUUAACACCGAGCCCAAAAUGAACUUAGCCUUCAUGUUGAAAGUCGAAGAAAGUGCCCCUGUCCCUGCCAUCACCACACCAAACGCCAUUCACCGGACGUUCAACUCAGCUGCUCAGGCGACGAUCCUGGGACCGGAAGACGUCUACGUGAAGAAAGGUAGCACGAUAAGUCUCACGUGCGAAGUGAAUGUGCGAAGUACACCGCCCAGUAGCGUUUCCUGGCAUCACGGAGGGGCCGUAGUGGAUUUCGACAGUCCCAGUGUACACCGCAGGGGCGGGGUUUCCCUGGAGACGGAGAAAACGGAUACCGGGACGACAAGCAGACUACUGGUGACACAGGCCAGAUUGACCGACAGCGGAAAUUAUACCUGCAUCCCCAGCAACGCGAAUCCAGCGAGCGUAAUGGUCCACGUGCUGAAUGGUGAACAUCCGGCGGCGAUGCAGCACGGCGGCAGCUGCGGCGUGGCUCCGACAAUUUUACUCGCCAGCAUCACUCUUAUAAUCGCGAACCUGUUAAGGUGAGCAGCCGCGUUGUGAAUCGCGCAAUUACCAAAAAGAGAAAAAAGAGAAGGGAAGUCAAACGUGUCAAUGGUCGAAAGAGACAAUGUCCAAAGUGAAAACGCGCGGCGAUCGACGGUCGCGAAGCGCGAUGCACGCUCGAAAAAAUCGCCCGGCCGACCGCGAUAGAUCGCUUUAGCUCACGCCUCGCUGUCACAAGCUGCGUGUAUCCGUUCGUCGAGUGCUCGGAAGCGACGACAAGAGAAUCAUAGUGCGCGGACCGAAGUGCAGUGGACCAAAAGCUCUGUGAAGGAUGCAGUGAUGUGGCGGACGAUCUUUAGCGUACGUACGUUUUUAACACGAAAAUCUUUCACCAGACACUCUCUCCAUUCUUUUGUAUGAAAAAUCGUGUUAAUGCGGCCGAAAAAACGUACCGAAUUAUUCUCAACAUCCUCGGUAGUACGGUUGAGCGGUUCGCCAAAGGGACACUCUUACACUUGUGCUUUUUGUAUAAUUAAAUCGGCAUGGUUAACCGUGCCUCAACGAAUCAGCGCGGACUCUCUCUAGUGACGGAAAGAAACUGCUCAUCUCGUGACUUUGUUGCGAGAACUCUGUUAGAAUUUGUAUUUUAACUAAUUCAAUAAUGGCCUCGUAGUAUCCUAAUGUAACGUCGAUCGAGGAACGACGCCGUGUACUUGGCAUAUAGUCGGAUCGAUCGGCACGAUCCGUUUACGACGGCCAAACUGCUUUCGAAUUGAGUAUCGAUGGCUGGAUCCGUUCGAUGGCUACGAAAUAAAUUAUUACAUAAAUCGAGAUUUAUAAUUUAACGAUUAUCAAUUAGUUGCGUAAUAAAUUAUCAGAUAAUUAACGAUCUUGUACAUAAAACGAGUAAUGGAGCGUGUGAGGUUUGCCGUGACCUUGUACAGUACAAUGCACGUGCGAGAAUUGCCACGUGAUCGAUAAUCGUUUCUCGUCGUCGUUUGAUCUGGGCAAUAUUGUACAUAGCUUGUAUCAUUGGUUAUAAUGUAAUUGUACGGUAUAAGUACAAUCGUAAAUUUGCGAAAAUUCUAACUAAACCUCGUGCCUCGGGCGCAAUUCAGCAUCUCGAGCGUGCCAGAUAUUUUUCGUAUAUAUUUCUUGAAUUAUGUAUAAUUGUAUACUAUACACAUAAAAUGAUUUUGCCCAGAUUUAACUCGUUCGGUUUUUGUUAAAUCUAGAUACGACACAAUGUCUAUUAUCGAGAGAUAAUUGCGUUGGUAAGGGAUUGAUUGCUAAAGUGAGAGUGAUGCGGUGAUUUUAUUUAAAAAAAAAAACUGAAAAAAUAUCGCAAAAACGAUUUGCAUCAAACUGUAGGUAAAAUCAAAUUUUUACAGUAUUGACAUUUACUAUGUUAAUAUAAUAAUGAUAUACUAUUUACGGAAAUCAAAAUCGUUGUUUGUAGUCUUUUAAUACGUAACUCAAGUGCAGUCUUUUAAUACGCGACGAAAUUAUUUAAAGAGUUACAAAGUUGUGUAAAGAAAUUAUUUGUUUGAAAAAUUUUAAUCAAGUAUUGUUAUAAAUGUAAAAUCUUUUCUUGGAUUUACACUCUGAGUAGCUAUUUAAUAUUAUCAAAUUUGUAAGAAUCUAUUCUUUUUUUUAAAAAAGCCUAUUUUGGAAGAAUUUUUAAUUUAUACAAAAAAAUAGUUGCUAUUGCAAUUAAAUUAAUAUCUACAUCUACAUCUACACAAAACGUCUUGUUUUAAUUAGUUUUGAUAUUUUACAAAUAAUUGGGUGUGUUAUGUUGAAGACGUUAUCACUAAUCAAUUAAUUUUGAUUUUAUAAAAGUAGAAAAAAAGUUCUUUAUAUUAAAAUAUAAUUGUUUCUAACAUCAGGAGAGGGUGUUUAUAGCACAGUAUACGGAAUUAUACCAAUAAAGAAUGAAAAGGCAACCAGAACUAAUCACUUUAGUAAUGGUAGUAGAUAGGUCUGUCCUCGAUAUGUUUCUGUUUGUUUAUUGUAAACAGGAUACGUGUCUUGCUUUAUUGUUCGAUAAUUAAAAUGCAAUUUGUCAAAAGUAAUGUUCGUCCUUCAAACAUAUAUGUAUAUGUUACUUCAUUUCUAAUUCAUUCAAGUUUUGCUAUGAGAAUAUCAAAGUAUUGUUUCGAAAAACAAAACGCAUCAAAAUUAAUUCAUCGAUUAAUCAAAAGCUAAUCAAACGGAUAACAAAUUAUAUUAACAAAUUAUAUUAAAAUGUAUUAUGAAGCUCGUGUAUACAUUAAGUGAAUAUAUGAAAAAAUAAUACGUAAAUAUAUUUAAAUAGGUCAAUAAUAAGCGUUCGUUAUGUAUCAUGAUAGUACGGAAAGUAUAAUUCGAAAGAUCGAAAUGUAAUUAAAAAUGAAAUAAAGGUUCCUUUGCAGGAGUAAUAAAAAAUCGCCUUUUGCUAUGAUAAUUUAUUUAAACUCUCUAAAAUGUUGAGAAAGUGUCAUCAAACCUGUCACAAAUUUUAUAUAUAAUUUAAAAAUAUUAUUUAAUAUUUACUUUAGUAUUUAGUUAUAUUUAUAAGAAAUUAGUAACUUUCUAAAUAACAGAAAUCAGAUUUUUGGGAAAUUAAUAGAGAAUAAUUCAUUUAAUUUUGCAAAUUAAUCAAAUAACCUUGUACAUAAGGACAUAAUUUUGCUAAAAUUUAAAAAUUUUAUUUUGUCUAUUAAUAUUACAUAUAGCGGUCUUCCGACUUUAAUGCCAUAUUCGAUAUUUCCAUCAGAUUCUACGAAGGACAAAUGCUUGAAUUAUUCGUUUUCCUGUGCAUUUGAUUAAAUCAAUCAAAUCUUGAUUAUCUAGCUAACAAAGUUGAGUAUUUUUAAAUGACUUUUCAGAUUAAUUUCUUCCAAUUCAAGCCACUUUUUCUGGGAAGAAAAAAAUACGAGAGAGAAAGCGUGAUCCUACAUAUGAUCAUUAAGUAAUUCAACGCACGUAAUAUAGAACAUAGCAGUAAAUCAUUAGGAGGUAGAUUUAUUACGACAUAAUAAUGUAACAUGAGUAAAGAAAUAUAUCAUAAUAAAACUAAAAUGUUAAGAUACGAUUUAUCUUAGAACCCAUAGAUUUUUUAUAACAUUGUAGUUUUGAAAACACAAAUUAGAAUCUACCCCCUGUUGAAAAUUGUGAAGCAUUUCGAAAUUUUCAUUCAGAAUCAGAGGGGAAAUAUCGCAGUACUAUCAAUUUGUAUAUAAUUUUUCACAUUAUGAUUUACGUUAACAUGCUAAUCGAGUCAUAUAUACAUUUCGGACAAAAAUUGUGAAUCACAUAAUGAUUCAGAGAACGAGAGGGAGAAUGCGAGAGAGAGAGAGAGAGAGAGAGAGAGAGAGAGAGAGGCUGGCGUAAUUACAUAAAAAGUGAUCAAAGUGCAAAGUAAAAAAUAAAUUUUUUUAAUUGAAGAAUCACUUCCAUCGAGCUACUGGUGUGUGUCGAAUCAAAGUAUAAUAUUUAA